This is a messenger RNA of Colius striatus (speckled mousebird), 2379 nucleotides long. RefSeq names its product cadherin-12. The coding region runs from base 1 to 2379 and encodes 792 amino acids. Gene Ontology annotation, molecular function: cadherin binding; calcium ion binding. NCBI's taxonomy places the organism in Eukaryota, Metazoa, Chordata, Aves, Coliiformes, Coliidae. Gene Ontology annotation, cellular component: catenin complex; plasma membrane; adherens junction. The transcript has 11 exons. Gene Ontology annotation, biological process: multicellular organism development; calcium-dependent cell-cell adhesion; homophilic cell-cell adhesion. The record is from RefSeq and is a predicted model, not a curated record.
AUGCUUACAAGGAACUGCUUAUCCCUGCUUCUCUGGGUCCUAUUUGAUGGAGGUCUCCUAACGCCACUGCAUCCACAACAAACUUUAGAAGCAGAGCCAAGAGAAAAUGUUGUCCCAGUGCCAGGGAGGAGAUCAUCUGCCCAGCGAGUCAAACGAGGCUGGGUCUGGAAUCAAUUUUUUGUGCUGGAGGAGUACAUGGGUUCCGAACCUCAGUAUGUGGGAAAGCUUCAUUCUGACUUGGACAAGGGAGUGGGCACUGUUAAAUACACCCUUUCAGGAGAUGGUGCUGGCACAGUUUUUACCAUUGAUGAGACCACAGGAGACAUUCAUGCCAUAAAGAGCCUAGAUCGAGAAGAGAAACCUUUCUACACGCUCCGGGCUCAGGCUGUGGACGUUGACACCAAGAAACCACUAGAGCCUGAAUCAGAGUUCAUCAUCAAAGUGCAGGACAUUAAUGAUAACGAGCCAAAGUUCCUGGAUGGGCCUUACGUUGCCAGUGUCCCAGAAAUGUCUCCAGUGGGAGCUUACGUGCUUCAAGUAAAGGCAACAGAUGCUGAUGAUCCUACUUAUGGAAACAGUGCUAGAGUGGUUUACAGCAUUCUUCAGGGGCAACCAUAUUUCUCCAUUGAUCCGAAGACAGGUGUAAUAAGAACAGCUUUGCCAAAUAUGGACAGAGAAGUGAAAGAACAGUAUCAAGUUCUAAUCCAAGCCAAGGACAUGGGAGGACAGCUGGGAGGACUAGCUGGGACUACCACUGUAAACAUCACUCUCACUGACGUCAAUGACAACCCACCCAGAUUUCCUAAGAGUAUCUUCCAUUUAAAAGUACCUGAAUCCUCUCAUGUUGGUUCUGCUAUUGGGAGGAUCAGAGCUGUGGACCCUGAUUUUGGGAAAAAUGCAGAAAUUGAGUACAACAUAGUUCCAGGAGAUGGGGGAAACUUAUUUGACAUCACAACAGAUGAGAACACCCAGGAAGGAGUCAUCAAACUCAAAAAGCCUUUAGACUUUGAAACAAAAAAGGCAUACACCUUUAAAGUUGAAGCCUCCAAUCUCCAUCUUGACCAUCGAUUUCACUCUGUGGGUCCAUUCAAGGAUACUGCCACUGUGAAGAUCAAUGUCUUGGACAUGGAUGAACCUCCUGUUUUCAGCAAGCCGAUGUACACAAUGGAGGUUUAUGAGGAUACACCUGUGGGAACUAUUAUAGGUGCAGUGACAGCACAAGACCUUGAUGCUGGGAGCAGCUCAGUUAGAUACUUCAUCGAUUGGAAGAAUGAUGCGGACAGCUACUUUACAAUAGAUGCUACUGAAGGAACCAUUGCUACUAAUGAAUUACUGGACAGAGAAAGCACAGCACAGUACAAUUUCUCAAUAAUUGCAAGUAAAGUUAGUAACCCACUAUUAACCAGCAAAGUCAACGUUAUAAUAAAUGUCUUGGAUGUCAACGAGUUUCCUCCUGAAAUUUCUGUUCCAUAUGAGACAUCUGUAUGUGAAAAUGCCAAGCCAGGACAGGUGAUACAGACUGUCACUGCAGCAGACAAAGAUUUGUCACCAGCUGGGCAAAGGUUUUCCUUCAGACUGUCACCUGAGGCUUCCAACAAACCAAAUUUCACAGUCCACGACUACAGAAACAACACAGCUGGGAUUGAAACCAGGAGAAAUGGUUACAGCAGAAGGCAGCAAGAGCUGUACUUUCUUCCAGUAGUAAUAGAAGAUAGCAGUUACCCUGUCCAGAGCAGCACAAACACAAUGACUAUCCGUGUUUGCAGAUGUGAUUCUGAUGGUACCAUCCUGUCCUGCAACGUGGAAGCAAUCUUCUUACCAGUAGGCCUCAGCACAGGAGCACUGAUUGCAAUCUUGCUGUGUAUUGUUAUACUUCUAGUCAUUGUGGUACUAUAUGUAGCACUGCGGAGGCAGAAGAAAAAGGACACCUUGAUGACCUCUAAAGAAGACAUCAGAGAUAAUGUUAUCCAUUAUGAUGAUGAAGGAGGUGGAGAAGAGGACACCCAGGCUUUCGACAUUGGUGCCCUGAGGAAUCCCAAAGUGAUUGAAGAUAACAAAAUACGCAGGGACAUAAAACCAGACACCUUGCGGUUUCCGCGUCAGAGACCAACGGUGGAAGAUAACACGGACAUAAGAGAUUUCAUUAAUCAAAGGCUACAGGAAAAUGAUGUAGAUCCGACUGCACCUCCUUAUGACUCCUUGGCAACAUAUGCUUAUGAAGGAAAUGGAUCUGUUGCAGAGUCUCUCAGCUCUAUAGACUCCCUUACUACAGAGGCAGACCAGGAUUAUGACUAUCUAAGUGACUGGGGACCUCGCUUUAAGAUCUUGGCAGACAUGUUUGGAGAAGAAGAAAGUUAUAACCCUGACAAAGUCACUUAA